AGUACUGAAGUGCUGUUCAUAAAACGUAUCGCUUAUUAUGAAUUGGUAAAAAUUGGCAUAAGUUAAUAGGCUAUAGGAAAAAAGGGCAUAGCAAAAUUGGUGGAUCUGUGUGAAAAAGGAUUACUUUCGUAGCAUUCGGGAAACUGCAGCCAAGGAUAUACGCAUUGAGCAUGAUGGAUUUGGAGAUCGAUUCGCAAAAGCCCACGCUUGAUCUAGCGAAGAACAGUCUCAAAAAGGUUCCUAAGAUGGAAGACGCUCAACAAUACAAAGUGUUGAUAUUGGACGAUAACGAGUUGCAAAAGAUUGAUAAUAUUGAUUCGUACUUGAAGAUCGAAAAGUUAUCGCUGUGCAAAAAUCAAUUGCUGCGAAUGUAUGGCGUCUGCCGACUGCAUUGUCUGAGAGAGCUGAAUCUCUCGCACAACAAAAUCCUCACGAUCGAAGGGCUCAAAGAUUUAGUCUAUUUGACCCACUUGAACCUGGAGGGUAACAAAAUCAAAACAAUCGAACAUCUGAAUACGAACGUGAACCUUCAGUAUUUGAACCUAUCGGAAAACAGUAUCACCAGUGUAUCGGAUAUGUCUUACCUUAAAAAUUUAAAGGAACUGUUUCUCAACGGGAACCGCAUAUCGCAUUUAAGGCAAUGUGAUAAACAUUUACCUCAAUCGUUGGAAAGUUUAACAUUAGCAAAAAAUAAUAUAGCAGAUCUGAAUGAAAUUUGCACGCUAAGUCAUCUCAAUAAUCUUAACAGUAUCACGAUGGCGGACAAUCCGUGCGUUCAGAUGGCUGGGAAUGUGAUUGGAUUUGAUUAUCGACCGUUUGUAUUGAACUGGUGCAUGAGUGUGAAGCACAUAGAUGGAUUUGUCGUCACUGCCAUUGAGAGUCUUAAAGCGGAAUGGUUGUACAGCCAGGGUCGUGGCCGCCAGUUCCCAAUAGGAGAACAAACGGCGCUAGCUCGCUAUCUCAGCAGUGUAUGUCCACUAUCAGGCGAAGCGUUAGAAAAUCAGAACGAGCGUAAACUACGGCUUAUACUUAGCAAGGCACAGCAACAUCAGCGUCAGUUGCAGGAACAAACAACUCUUGGCAGCGAUGGAACGAAUCAGUCAGCAAAUAAUUCUCCAUCCUCGCUGCGCCGCAAAGGGCAAGCAACAAGGAUACAGUCGCCGCGCGUAUCGCGUCUAAGUGGGCGCCAAAAUUCGCCUGAUGCUAUGUCAAACAGUUACCAUGGUAACCUUUCGAACAAUUCCAUGUCAUCGGCGCAUAGUGAGAGUAGCUCCGGAGGAUCACAACUAUUUGAGCUGACAAGAUCGUUGAUUGAUAACAUUACUUCGGACAGCAAUAUCAUGUCCCAAAGUUUGGAUCCGAACAUGUUGGCGAGUAGCAAUGGUAGUGGUGUAUCUGUCAACAGUUCGACCAUUUUAGGCACAAGUGCAGGCAACGAGUGUAUUGUAUUAAGCAAACAACAUCCAACAACGAUGAAUCAAAACCAGGGAAGUUUGUAUAAUGAUCAACUUACAAAUGCUGUAGCAGCAGGAGGUGGACCACUUACGGCCGCAUCCAAAAUGGUGCCUGUUCCAGAAUCCUUGAUGAGUCCGGAUUGUGGUCCUACUACAACAACGGCAGCCAGCAUUGUACAACGAAAUUUGCAACAUUGUAAUAUGCAACCACAACCACAAACGCCGCAGAUCCCCAAAGCUAUAAAAACUAAAGAUAGUAACCGUUCAGUAAAUCAAAACAGUGGAAGCAUUCCGGUGGCAAAUGUUCACCCCAAAGCUGGAAGUCCUCGAACUUCAAAGCGAAACAAUAGUAGUGAACGUUCUUCGCCCUCUCUUUCACCAAGAAAAACACUCAACAGUCACAACAGCAAUGGAGGUUCUGGCAGCAACAGCCAUUCUAGACCAGUAUCAUCACAAUCCAAGUAUUCCGUACACGCUGCUAUAGCAACACCAUCGGAAGGGGGUUCGAGCAAUGCCGUAAGCUCGGACGAUGACAGUGAAACGAUCAAUAUUGAAAAGCUUCGCACUAUACGCCACAAAGCAGCGCAGCAACAGACCCAACUAAAUCUUCAACAUGUUGGCCAAGGCUUGGUUCCGAAAACGAAGGAUAAGGAGGUUGCGGUAUCCGGCAAAACUAUUGCCAAAGAAACAAUGGAGGAUAAUAAAGCGACAGAAAAUUCAGCUAUAGUUAUACAGAAACUUUGGCGGGGCUAUGUUACUCGCAAACGGACCCGCGAUGUGGUGGAAAAGCUGUUUCAUAAGCGAACCAACGAUCAUAUUUUACAACUUACGAAGGACAUGCAAGUCACAAAGGAGCAGUUGGAAUCGGGCCGUAAAAUUCAGCAGCUACAAAUGAAAGCUUUGCGUCAGCUGUGGCGAAAAGUCUCGUCUAUGAAUCCAACGGAACAAAUACGUGCCACUCAUAGUAAUGCUGGACAAACGGCUGCUUCAGAAGAGGACGAUGCGGGAGAAUGUGGCCAGUUAGCCAAUGACGGGUUGGAAAACAGCACUAUUCAAGAUCUCACAAAAUCCUGUUCAAUGUUGAUGAACCAGGUACAACAAUUGCAAAGUGCAGUGCGAGACAUUGUCAGUUGUAUGCAGUUUUUGGUUCAUGUUCCGCCACCUGCCCAACCACCGUUGAAUACGGUUUCCCAACAGUGUACCAGCGAAACACAAACGGAUAUAGUAGCUGUCAUUACGCCACAGGUAGAACGAUUGCCAGAAACGUUUCCUUUCGGUAAAGGAUCUGAAGGAACUUCCAAGGAUCAGCUGGGUGUGACGGGUAAUACGAAACUUUCACGGCCAUCAACGCUGCCGAUAAGCUCUACCGAAACAUCACCGAAGCUUGUUAGCCAAGGGCAGGAUCCAACCGUGGAUGAAGGUCGGGAAGCUACGGAUUUGGAAUCCAUUGGUGGUGAUUCACAAAUGAUCCGAAUAGAAGAAGCUGAUCGUGGAAACGAGGAGGAAAACAAUGACGGCGAACAGAAGGAACGUGAUGAAAAAGAAAUGGAAAGUGUGGCAAAAAUUGAGGAUUUAGAAAUUGGAACAGUAGUUCCAUGAGCAUGCGAACAAAUUUUGACCUAUUCCUAAAAGGGUCGAUAUUCUCGAAACUAUGGUAAAUUUAUUCGUAAAAGAGCGAUUAAUGGAAGCAUUUGUUGAUUAUUUUUAAGCUAUUUAUUUAAAAGACAAAUGGGAAUGAUGUGCCCAAUGGUGGUGCUUAGAAUAAGGGCACAGAGUCAUAUUGGAUUGAUUUCAGUGAUCUUACUUAGCUUGUAUAUGUUUUACGAAUUUGUUCGCCCAUUAAAGCGCUGCAUUGUAUUGUACGAUGCAUGAUAGAAAGAGAGACAGCGACUCUAAUUACCAAAGAUGUUACAAGAUCAAUGUAAGUCACAAAAGAUAGAUGAUUGAUUAAUUUAAUACAUAGCAUCGUGAAUAUUUUUAUUUUAUGUGCAUUUUUUGCAAAGAUGGUUCAAAGUAACAUACGAUGAGUUUUGGGAAUGUAACAAAUAGGGUAUUUAAUAACGAACAAGUGACUUGAAAAGUUCAUCUGCAUCAUUCUCUCUCUCUUGGUAAACAUGACAAAAAUCAUGAAACAUAUUAAUUAAACAAGAAAUCUAACAACAUUACCGUACGCAAAACGCGUUUUAGUUUGUAAAAGAGAACAAAUAUUCAAAGGCUACAGGAUUACAGCUAAAUGUAAUAACGCAACCUGUUGGAUCACAAGCUAUGAGAUAUGUUUCUGGGUACUUUUAAUAACGAAUGUUUCUCGGUUCAAUCAUUUCUGCCAUUCAAAACUAAAGCCCACUGACUAUAGUUAUGUUGCCAAACAGCAUACGUUGAUGAAGUAUUCACUCUGCUAUACGAACGUAUGUGUUCUUCGGCGCGCUGUGCUCUUCCAGGAACGCCAAAUGUUAAUGAGAUUACAUGUGUCCAUAAGAUUCAACAUCACUCAAACAGCGCAUAAGCUCCAAUCAGAAACAAAACCACCGUGUCGUCAUGGUUGACCAUUAAGGAAACCCCUUAUGCUGUGUGCUCAUACCAUACUGCAAGAAUGCUUCUAUGUGUCCACUGUUCAACCGUUAAAUGAUUUUCAACUCUAAUCCACACUACAAGUGCCUACAUUUUACUUAGUUGCGAAGGGGGUAAACAAUGAUGAGGUGAGCAGAUUGUGUAGUGCAUGCUAACAUUAGAUGAAUUGUUCUUUAGCAGUUUUAGCAAACAGUAUAAGCGGUUGCAUUAAUCAAUCGCCGGUUUAUGAUGAUCGAUAAUUAGGAGAUCUAAUGCAUUCCAGUUCAAGCAUGUUUUUAUACAGAUAAUCGCACAAAGGCACACAAUUUCAUCAGCACACAAUUGGAGGAAUAGAAACACAUUGAGUUACGCGUCAUGGAUAGCCAUACGUUUUAGGCACUGCUCAUACUAUAGGGAAAUGCGCAAUGCAACAUUCCGUGCAAGAUCAAGCAUCGAUCCUUAAUUCUAGGUUAUAUAUGUGUUACGGAUUGAAAUUAACAAAAUAGUAGUAGACACAAGUCAAAUCGUUUGGUCGCACACGACGUUGAAUACAAUUAAAGAUUUGCAUGAUUCGGUUUUCCAUUACAUCGAUUCUAGCAUUAGAUAUAAAACAUUAGCAUAGUUCAGAAAAACAAACCCCUUUUCACGUGUCCCACAUGUUGCAAAUCAGUUGCAGGUGAUGUACUUGUGCUUAUCCGCGCUCAAAGUUUGUAAUAUCGAUGUUAUUAAUGGUUGAGUGUAUGUAAGCAUCCGCGUAAAUUCUGCUACAAGGUAAACGAUCACAAAUGAGUGGAGGAUAUCGGGAUAAAAGAUGGCUAAGAACGUUGCUCGUAUAAUUCAACGCAUUUGCAAGAGGUUUGUAACGAAUGUGCAUUUCUGUGUUUGUCACCUUACCUAUGCGAGAUCUUGCGCGAUCUCUGCCUAUCUCUCGCCAAAACGCCAAAGCUACAAACAAAACAUGAAAAGGAGUUCUUUCCAAUAAAAAAAAGUCAAGUGCAUAAACUUACAAAUGUACAGACAUGUGUAUCUUCAGCCGAUUUUGAUACUUCUUAAAACAAUUAAACAAUAAACGCAUCGUCGCAUAAUACCUAACAAACGGGGUAUUGAUUCAUCGGUCCAUAGGCGAUUGUUUUUGUGCGAUUUGUCUUUCCAGCGAUGGUUCAUCUUCGUCGUCCGU
This is a messenger RNA of Anopheles moucheti, 5178 nucleotides long. RefSeq lists its product as uncharacterized. The record is from RefSeq and is a predicted model, not a curated record. Lineage: Eukaryota; Metazoa; Arthropoda; Insecta; Diptera; Culicidae. Gene Ontology annotation, biological process: mRNA splicing, via spliceosome. Bases 171 to 3053 code for a protein of 960 amino acids. The transcript is spliced from 7 exons. Gene Ontology annotation, molecular function: protein binding; U2 snRNA binding.